Molecule: messenger RNA, 3929 nt
Organism: Nelumbo nucifera (sacred lotus)
Lineage: Eukaryota; Viridiplantae; Streptophyta; Magnoliopsida; Proteales; Nelumbonaceae
Source: RefSeq, a predicted model, not a curated record
CAACCCUUAAAUCGCACGUAGCUUCUUGUUCGCUCGUUAAGGCUUACGACCAGAGUCUCCGUCUCCGUCCCCUCCAAAAAUCAAAAUAAGAGAAAAACUUUCUUUAUCUGAGCGGAAAGGAAACCCUAAUCUUUGAUAAAUUAAAGAUAGUUAUUAUCUGUAUUGUCUCAUGUUCGAUCGAGGUAAGUUUCGAUCGAUGUUCUACAGCAUUCACUCUCAUUGUUUCUCCCCUGAAAUCGAGCUUCCACUGCGUUACUGCUGCUAAUAUUAUUCUUCUUUUUGGGCAAUUUAUUCCAUCAGUUAUCGUAAGUUGCGGCAGAAGAAAUUAACUUGGCGAACGGUAAACAGAAAAAAAUCUUUUAAAUCAAUUGAGCUUCCAUAGUUUUUGCCAGUUUAGAUGAGCAGAAAGGACUGAAAAACUAAAAAAAAAAUCGCGUUCUUCUAGGGGUUAAGGAUUUAUUCUAGGGUUUUAGGUUCUUAGAACCCCCAUGGACGACUUUGAGAAAGCUAUACUCAUUAGUUUCGAUGAAUCCGGUACUAUAGAUCCCGUCCUGAAAUCCCAGGCAGUUGCUUAUUGUCAACAGGUCAGAGAAACUCCGUCGAUCUGCCGCCUUUGUAUAGAACGCCUCAUUUGCACUAAUUUUGUCCAAGUCCGGUUCUGGUGCUUGCAGACUCUCCACGAAGUUCUCUGUCUCCGGUACUCAUCUUUGACUCCUGAUGAGAAGUUGUAUAUAAGGAAAUCUUUACUAUCGAUUGCAUGCUUUGAAGGUUCAGAUGAUAAGAACUUGGUUAGGGUUUUGGAUGGUCCGGCAUUUAUAAAGAACAAGUUUUCUCAGGUGUUAGUCACUCUCAUAUACUUUGAGUAUCCUUUGAUUUGGUCAUCCGUCUUCAUUGAUUUCCUUCCUCACCUGAGCAAGGGUGCGCCAGUGAUUGAUAUGUUCUGCCGGGUUUUGAACACUCUGGAUGAUGAGCUGAUCAGCUUAGAUUAUCCCCGUGGUGCUGAGGAAGUGGCUGUGGCUGGACGGGUUAAGGAUGCAAUGAGGCAACAAUGCGUGCCUCAGAUUGUCCGGACCUGGUAUGACAUUGUUUCCCUGUACCGGAAUUCUGACCCGGAGUUAUGCACUAGUGUCUUGAAUUCUAUGCGGAGAUACAUAUUUUGGAUUGACAUUGGAUUAAUUGCUAAUGAUGCCUUCAUCCCCUUGUUGUUUGAGCUCAUCUUGGUUGAGGCGCUUCCAGAGCAGCUCCGGGGUGCUGCCGCUGGUUGUGUUCUAGCAAUGGUUUCUAAACGGAUGGAUCCACAGUCCAAGAUCUCACUCUUGCAGAGCCUUCAAAUUAGUCGGGUUUUCAGUUUAGUGUACAAAGAUGUGGAUUCUGAAUUAGUUUCCAAGUUGGCAGCUAUGCUUACAGGCUAUGCAGCUGAGGUUUUGGAUUGUUUCAAACGUCUAGAUUCAGAAGAGAACAGGAGGAUCUCAAUGGAGCUUCUGGAUGAAGUCCUUCCCACAGUCUUUUAUGUAAUGCAGAACUGUGAGGUAGACACCACAUUCAGCAUCGUCCAAUUUUUGUCAGGCUAUGUUGCAACAAUGAAGAGUUUUUCACCACUGAGGGAGAAACAAGUGCUUCAUGUGAGUCAGAUAUUAGAGGUGAUACGUGCACAAAUUUGCUAUGAUCGUGUCUAUAGAGAUAACCUUGAUAUGCCGGAUAAGAUUGGGAGAGAAGAGGAAGAUAGGAUGGUGGAGCAUCGAAAGGAUUUAUUUGUGUUGCUUCGUAGUGUGGGCCGUGUUGCUCCUGAUGUGACCCAGGUAUUUAUCAGGAAUUCAUUAGCUACUGCCUUGGUAUCUAGUUCAGAUGAGAAUGUUGAAGAGGUAGAGUCUGCGCUUUCUCUUUUCUAUGCCAUUGGAGAAUCAAUAAGUGAUGAGGAAAUGAGAGCUGGAAGUGGGCUUUUGAAAGAAUUAGUGCCUAUGAUCCUAUCUGCACGGAUUUCUUGCCAUUCUAAUCGGCUUGUGGCACUUGUAUACUUAGAGACAAUAACCAGAUAUAUAAAGUUUGUUCAGGAGAAUACUCAGUACAUACCACUGGUGUUGGCUGCAUUUCUUGAUAAAAGGGGCAUAUACCAUCCAAAUCUUAAUGUGAGUCGAAGGGCAAGUUAUUUCUUUAUGAGAGUUGUAAAACUGCUGAAAGCAAAGCUUGUGCCUUUUGUAGAGACAAUUUUGCAGAGUCUGCAAGAUACCGUGAGCAAUCUUACACAUAUAGAUUGGACAUCAAAAGAGUUGAUUUAUUCUGGAUCAGAAGAUGGAACUCACAUAUUUGAGGCAAUUGGUUUAUUAAUUGGGAUGGAGGAUGUUCCACUAGAAAAGCAGUCUGAGUACCUCUCUUUGUUACUUACUCCUCUUUGUCAACAGGUCGAGGUGCUGCUUUUAGAAGCCAAAGUACAAAAUGCUGAAGAAUGUUCCGCAAAAGUGGUUAUUAUCCAGCAAAUAAUCAUGGCAAUCAAUGCACUAAGCAAGGGUUUCAGUGAGCGUCUUGUCACCUGUAGCCGUCCUGCAAUUGGUGUCAUGUUCAAGCAGACACUUGAUGUCCUUCUUCAGAUUCUUGUGGUCUUUCCAAAAAUCGAGCCUUUGCGGAGUAAGGUUACAUCAUUUGUGCACCGCAUGGUGGACACUUUGGGAGUAUCUGUAUUUCCUUACCUUCCCAAGGCAUUGGAACAGUUGCUUGCUGAAAGUGAGUUGCAGUCAAAAGCGAUGGUGGGUUUUCUCAUAUUAAUCAAUCAGCUUAUAUGCAAAUUCAGUACCAAGGUGGGUGAUAUAUUAGAGGAGAUUUUCCCUGUUAUUGCAAGUAGAGUUUUUCAUAUUCUACCAAGGGAUGCAUUUCCUUCUGGACCUGGAAGUAACACUGAGGAAAUUCGCGAGCUUGAAGAACUUCAGAGGACAUUGUACACGUUUCUUCAUGUGAUAACUAUGCAUGACCUAUCUUCAGUUUUUCUUGCCCCAAAAAGCAGAGUCUACUUGGAUCUAAUAAUGCAGUUACUCUUAUACACUUCUUGCAAUCACAAGGAUAUUCUUACUAGGAAGACAUGUGUACAGAUUUUUAUUAGACUGAUCAAAGACUGGUGUGCCAAACCUAAUGUGGAAGAAAAGGUGCCUGGUUUCCGAAGAUUUAUAAUUGAGACCUUUGCAAUGAACUGUUGCUUGUACAGUGUGCUUGACAAGUCAUUUGAGUUCCGUGAUGCCAACACUCUUGUUCUGUUUGGAGAAAUUGUUGUGGCACAAAAAGUUAUGUAUGAGAAGUUUGGUGAUGAUUUUCUCAUUCACUUUGUAUCAAAAGGUUUCCCAAGAGUUCACUGCCCCCAAGGUUUGGCUGAGCAAUACUGUCAAAAGUUACAGGGCAGUGAUAUCAAGGCACUAAAAUCAUUCUAUCGCUCGCAUAUUGAAAAUUUGAGACAACAGCAGAAUGGAAGCCUUGUAUUCAGAUAGCAUCGUCUUGCUACGUUAAUCAGAUUACUAGUAUUUACUGGAUAUUAUCUGACUUCCUGGAUUUCUGCAUUAGGUGGCACUCCAUUUUUGCAUUUAGAGGUUGGUUAUAACAGUUUUGGGACAAGGCUUUGUUGAGUUGAGUAUGUUGGGAAACUCUUAUUAUAUUUCCUAUCUGGAGUUUCCCUUCCAUGAUGUACUCAUGUCAAGUGUAUAUUGCAGGGUGUUUCUUUUGUAUAUAUGAUAUUUGUGUGGCCAUCUAAGACGGCGAGCAGGUGUAAAUUUCCGGAGCACUUCAUUUAAAUACGAAGAAAUGCGGGUUUCCUGCCUGUCCGGGAAGUGUUAAGUGAGUGUACAAAUUUGAGUUUUCAGUAACAAAAGGUCGUUUAUAUUCAUGUUUCCAUAGUUAAAUCGCUUUUCCUUUAUCCAAUAAUUAAUUCAAGGGUUCUAACGGUUUUUAAA